Spirodela intermedia is the source of this 393-nucleotide messenger RNA. The record is from the annotation of a GenBank genome assembly. Lineage: Eukaryota; Viridiplantae; Streptophyta; Magnoliopsida; Alismatales; Araceae.
AUGGCGAGGCCGAAGAAGUGGAGAGAUGAGGAAGAGAAGGUGGAGGAGCGCUCGCUGCCGCCUCCGCCAGAGGAAAGGUGCAGUCGGAACGACGGGAAGAAAUGGCGGUGCAGGGCGUGGAAACUGCCCGAUAGCAGCCUCUGUCUGGUGCAUUAUGAGCAGGCAAGGAUGCGGGCGACAAGGGUUGCGAAUGGGAAGAGCGGGAAGGGAAAGGGACGAGGUUCUCCCUCUGAGAUUAGGGUUGCGGAGGGGCAGGAGGAGGGCGGAUUCUCUCUGGCGGGUGAGAGGGACGCGGUGGCGAAGAGGCGCCAGUUGGACCGGCGAGGCAUUCAUCUCAGGAUAAGGAAGCCAAAUAAGCCGCCUGUGGUGGAUCGAGAUGCCGACGAAGUCUGA